Capra hircus (goat) is the source of this 1776-nucleotide messenger RNA. It is a transcript of the gene DBNDD1, whose product is annotated as dysbindin domain containing 1. The record is from RefSeq and is a predicted model, not a curated record. NCBI's taxonomy places the organism in Eukaryota, Metazoa, Chordata, Mammalia, Artiodactyla, Bovidae. Bases 129 to 737 code for a protein of 202 amino acids. The transcript has 5 exons. Gene Ontology annotation, biological process: negative regulation of protein kinase activity. Gene Ontology annotation, cellular component: cytoplasm.
UCCCCCGGCUGCUGCCCCGAUGCGCUGCGCAGAGAGCCGGGGCCGAGUCGCCGCCGCAGCUGCAGGGGCGCCGGGGCCGAGUGACGCCGCCGCCGCCGCGCGGUCGGCUCCCAGGCCCUACCGGCCGCAUGGAGCCCCCAGAGGGCGCCAGCCCGGGAGAGUCACCCGCCCCAUGUGGAGGCUCCACAGAAAUGGCAGCACCUGGCCGGAGCCCCCAGCCGGACAGAGGCCACCCUGCUCACCCACCAGGAUGGGCCACGUGUGCAGAAGAGGAUCAGGACACUCCAGGCUUAGUUAAGGAGGUCGACGUACCACAGGCUGCCCUCAGUGCCCCCAUCCCUGUCACAGGGACCAGUGGCCAGUCUCCUGUGGCUGAGGAGGAGUUGUUGGGCAUCCCAAUACCAGCACCAGGGCUCCUGCAGGUCACGGAAAGGCGGCAGCCGCUGAGCAGUGUCUCCUCCCUGGAGGUGCACUUCGACCUCCUGGACCUCACCGAGCUGACCGACAUGUCUGACCAGGAGCUGGCUGAGGUCUUUGCAGACUCGGAUGACGAGAACAUGGCCAGCGACUCGCAUGCAGGCCUACACCCGCUGCCCCGAGCCAGCUGUCUGCGCUCACCCUCCUGGACGCGCACUAGGGCGGAGCAGAACCGUGAGAAGCAAUCCUUUGGUGACCCUGAGCGACAGCCUGCCAUUGUGGACACGAUUCUUACUGUGGAGAGGCCCAAGGAGGACUAGGCCGGUUGGCCCGGGGCCAAGAUGGGGCACAUCCGGACAGCUGUGGCCACGUGGACACUGCCCACCCUCCCCACUGCGGCUCUGGGCUGGGGUCUCAAGGCACUUCAGCAUAAGCACAGCCCAGUGGCCUUAUAUCAGCUCCUUCCUGGUCCCUGGAUCAGGGACAAGGCCCAGGGAUGAGAGGAGACUUGUCUGCAGGAACAGUGUUAUCAUCUGCCACCAGAAUCCUGGGUGGGGCCAGGGUGAGUGGGGAACUACCAGUGAAAGGGGAUGAACCGCCAUGCCGAACUCCAGCCCACAGGAGUCUGCUGUCCAGCCAGGGAUUGGAUAGGGGAGUGAGUCCCCCAGAUCACCUCUGAUUCCCCACUGCUCCCUGCUGCUGCCCAGGAACACUGUCAGCGCCAGACAACCCCAACAACUUGCUCGUCCUCCUCCCUCCCUGUCAGCCAGACCCACCUUCCUAAGCGCGGAAUGCCAAGUCCAUCAAGAUGGCCUCAGACAGCAGGGCAGGCAGGGCUUACCCAGUCCCCACAGCCCACCAGGCACACAUGCACACACACGUGUACGUCUGUGUCGCUGGCUAGCAUCCCAGUCUGGGAUGCAGCAGUCUGAGGGGGUGGGGACAUGAGCACACCCCCCGAACCUCAAUUCAGAGAUGCCAGGCUUGACUAAUCCCAAUGCUGCUUAUGUGCUGAGGACAGGACCAGCUUCCAGUCUGACAGCAAGUCCAGUCUGCUUUCUGUCCCUAAGGCCACCUGUCCUGACCCCUUCUUCACUGAGACAUUUCUGGGGAAGGAAAAAAGGCUCCUCUGUGGAAGCCUUGGGCACACCCUGCCCGGAAACAGUCGCCUCUGCACCAGCACUGGGGCGACACUGCUACACGGGGGUGAUUUCCAGAUACAACCAAGAGUCUUAAUAGAAAGCAGCCACACCCCACCCACCCUAGGGUCUUCCCUCCAGCCCUCGUCCUUCCUGCUGCAGCUUCCGUGACCUCGUUUCGAAAAAGCGCAAUUAAAACAUCACUCUGUCCUCAGUCUCA